Microdochium trichocladiopsis is the source of this 1398-nucleotide messenger RNA. Its product is annotated as putative N6-adenine methyltransferase-domain-containing protein. The coding region runs from base 376 to 1122 and encodes 248 amino acids. Gene Ontology annotation, molecular function: protein-lysine N-methyltransferase activity; nucleic acid binding. NCBI's taxonomy places the organism in Eukaryota, Fungi, Ascomycota, Sordariomycetes, Xylariales, Microdochiaceae. The record is from RefSeq and is a predicted model, not a curated record. Gene Ontology annotation, biological process: methylation. The transcript has 6 exons.
CCACGGGAUUUCUUCUGUCGGACAAUCAUACAAAACACUAAACAUUCGCAUUUGGUCGUACUUGAUUCUCCCAACCCACAAACGCAUGUUGAAUGAGUUGCGUAUGCGAUCGUGAGUACCUCCGAAGUGCCACGCCACCAUAUCCACGACAUAUGGCGGUCGACGAAGCACGGCCUAUCAAUGUGUGUACGGAUGCGCGAUGAUGCUAAACAGCUCGAGUGUGCUGCGGGGCCCCUCCACAAGCGCACGCCCGAUCCGUCCCACUUGCGAUGAACUAUUUUCGAGCUUACAAGUCAACCUGAAGAACCUGACAAAAUCACUAUUCCAACACUCAUUCACCAUACGUUCACAUUUGCCGUUUUGACGGGCUGCGAAAUGUCUGACAGCGACGAUGAACCCAUAACCCUGUCCUCACACGCGCUUGAUGCCCUCAAGCAGUUCUACAGUGAUAGAGAUACACACGCGGAGAGGUUCGAGAAACUCAAGGCCGAUGCCGAGCGAAAUGCCCAGCCAGGGGAGCCUCUGUCUAUGGAUGCUUUCACUGAAGAUUGGAAUGAAAGCCAGUUUUGGUACUCUGACGAGACGGCUACUCGUCUCGCAAAGCAGCUCCUUGUAGAUACUACCCAGGACUCAGUCGUUGCCGUGGUCUCAGCGCCGAGUGUAUUUGUCGCAUUGAAGAACUUGGCAAACCUUGGCCCGGAAUCGCCGAGACCCAAGAUGUACCUCUUGGAGCAUGACCAGCGAUUUUCCGUGUUUCCGGAGUUCAUUUUCUAUGACUUCCAACAGCCAUUGAAGCUGCCUGCCGAGCUUAAGGGCAACAUCGACCGGAUUGUAUGCGACCCGCCAUUCCUGAGCGAGGACUGUCAGACAAAAGCCGCAUUGACUUGCCGGUGGAUGGUCCGCUCAUCCAUAGCGCAAGAUACCCCAUCAGGGGCUCGAGUAAUUGUCUGCACGGGAGAGCGAAUGGAGUCGCUGGUCACAGGACGCCUGUAUAAUGCAUUUGGUGUACAGACUACUGAUUUUGAGCCUGUCCACGCCCGAGGGUUGAGCAACGAAUUUUACUGCUACGCCAACUUCGAAUGCGAGGACUGGAAAUGGAAGGACGCGGGGCAAAAGCACUAGAUGGGAAGCCAGACCUAGUUUCCACACUGAGGUGGAUGGUCACCAUGUGUUUCGGGCAAUGGGUUUAAGGAGCGGGCCUUGCAAUAAGCAUCAUAUACGCUUCCUUCACGCUUAGCUCUGUCAUCAUCCAGUAUUUUGCCAAUAAGGCAGCGAGACUAGUCCGUUGUCGCGCUGGUUCGGCCCAGUAUCGAAAGAAGGCAAGCAAGUCAUGUGGUCUAGAUGCUUUGUUCUACGAACUGUGUGGACCCUGUUGGACUUAAUCAAAUGCAUGAGCGU